Pseudoliparis swirei is the source of this 7263-nucleotide messenger RNA. RefSeq names its product disco-interacting protein 2 homolog A (gene dip2a). Bases 613 to 5460 code for a protein of 1615 amino acids. NCBI's taxonomy places the organism in Eukaryota, Metazoa, Chordata, Actinopteri, Perciformes, Liparidae. The transcript is spliced from 40 exons. Gene Ontology annotation, cellular component: cell surface. The record is from RefSeq and is a predicted model, not a curated record.
AGUACGGGAUAUAAAUAUGUUGUUGUGUAAAUACUCAAAGAAACACAUCACACAUGUUUAAUAAUAGCCUUCAGUCCUCCACGCUGCAUUGUGAUUGUGACAAUAGGAGGCAGGCAAGUUACACCAGGAACCUAAAGGAGACACGCGCAAAGCGGGGCUCGUGAACGCGCACGGCCGGGGCUGCUGUUGCUAUGAUGCAAUGGCGACUGCGCGGUGGGAAGCGAGCGAGGAGUUGAAUGAGUUCCCUCCACACUUGGAGUGAAGCAGCCGCCGACAGCCAGGAGGACGCCGUCAGUGCGGAGGGACAGACAGCGGGCACGGAGACACUGGCAGGGCCCCGUCCUCCGCCCGUCCUCUACCUGCAAACACACGGCCAGGUGUGUCCGCUCGCCUCCACCGCUCUCCGUGUCAUGCACGUCGGAGAGCGUCCUCACACAUCUGUGUGACGUUGCAGCAAGAGGAGCACCAACACCCUGUUUUUCCCUCGUUAGCCAAAACCCAAGUGAGGAAGGGGGUUGUUUUUAUUUUUUAAUUUUUGUUUAAAUUUCCAGUCGCAUUGUCCUCAAUCAGCGGCGACUCGGUGGACCUAUCCGUGCUUUAAAAAAAAAAACCAUGGCGGAGAGAACCUCGACCGGGUUACUGACGAUGAUGUUGGAGCCCACGCCGGCCGUCGCUGCGACCCUGCCGGCGGAGGUCCGGGAGAAGCUGGCGGAGCUGGAGCUGGAGCUCUCUGAGGGGGACAUCACUCAAAAGGGCUAUGAGAAGAAAAGAGGCAAGCUGUUGGCACCAUACGUCCCACAGAUCCAAGGUGUAGAUCCUUCUCUGCAAAUUGACAACAGGAUCCAGGCCUCCUCCCAAUCUGUCCUCCCAGGUUCCAAACACAACAAGUCCCGGGCGGCCAACACCCGGGAUGAACGCUUCAGAUCUGAUUUGCACACGGAAGCCGUCCAAGCAGCUUUGGCAAAGUACAAGGAGAGGAAGAUGCCAAUGCCCUCCAAGAGGCGAUCUGUGUUAGUUCAGUCUUCUGUUGAGGCAUGCACCCCCCCAGACACCUCCUCAGCGUCGGAAGACGAGGGCUCACUCCGCCGGCAGGGACGUCUGGCCACCUCGACGCCCUACCAGGGCCAGGGCCACCCAGCCGUUGAGCACUGGUUUAACCGUGUCAUCCAGGGUUCGUCCACCUCAUCAUCCGCGUCAUCCACCUCAUCCCACCCAGGAGGGAGAUCCGUCACCACCACCACCACCACCACCACUUCCCACGCAGCCCUCAACGCCAACGCCGCAGCUACCGCGCUGGCUGACUUUAUGGCACACACCCAGCUAGAUAACCACUCGGCGCCCCCCGAUGUGACGGGGCUGUCGGAGCGCUCCUCGCUUCAUACGGAGCAUCCCCAGGUGGCCUCGGUACGAGGCGUUUCCCGGGGCUACAACAACCACACCAGCAUCAUGGAGACUGCAGAUGGCUGUGAGUGGAGAAGUGAAGGAUCCCACAGUUUAAUGGAUGGUGUUCCGGUCAACAGUCGCGUUUCCUCCAAAAUCCAACAGCUGCUCAACACGCUGAAGAGACCAAAGCGGCCGCCGUUGCGAGAGUUCUUUGUCGACGACUUUGAGGAUCUCUUGGAUGUUCAGCAGCCAGAUCUCAACCAGCCAAAGCCAGAAGGCCUUCAGAUGAGCCCCCUGGAAGGAGAGCCUCUCGGGGUGGUCAACAACUGGCCUCCCUCCUUGCCAGCAGCGUUACAUCGGUGGGGCACAACUCAGCCCAAGAGCCCCUGUCUAACGGCACUCGACAAUGCUGGCAAGCCGGUCUACACACUCACCUAUGGUAAACUCUGGACCCGGAGUCAGAAACUGGCCUACACUCUUCUGAACAAGCUGAGUACCAGAAAUGAGCCUUUGCUCGUGCCCGGCGACCGGGUUGCACUUGUUUUCCCCAACAACGACCCUGUGAUGUUCAUGGUGGCCUUCUACGGCUGUCUCUUGGCAGAGCUGGUACCUGUGCCUAUUGAAGUGCCGCUGACCAGAAAGGAUGCAGGAAGUCAACAGAUUGGCUUUCUGUUGGGCAGCUGUGGCGUCACGUUGGCAUUGACCACUGACGCUUGUCAGAAGGGCUUGCCCAAAGCACAAACGGGGGAGGUAGCCACUUUCAAAGGCUGGCCACGGUUGCUGUGGUUUGUGACGGAUGGAAAACAUGUCGUGAAGCCUCCGAAAGACUGGCAUCCUCCGAUACGGGAAGCCAGUAAUGACAUAGCUUACAUAGAGUAUAAAACCAGCAAGGAAGGAAGCACCAUGGGGAUCACUGUGUCCCAUUCAGCCAUGCUGGUCCACUGUCACGCCCUCACACAGGCCUGCGGCUACACUGAAGCUGAGACGAUAACCAACGUCCUGGACUUCAAGAGAGAAGCAGGAUUAUGGCACGGCGUUCUUACUAGUGUCAUGAAUCGGAUGCACGUGAUCAGCAUUCCCUACUCCCUGAUGAAAGUCAACCCCCUCUCCUGGAUACAGAAGGUUCACACAUACAAAGCGAGGGUUGCCGUGGUGAAGUCAAGGGACAUGCACUGGUCUCUGCUGGCCCAGAGAGACCAGAGAGACGUCAGCCUGAGCUCCCUGCGCAUGCUCAUCGUAGCCGACGGAGCGAACCCAUGGUCGAUAUCCUCCUGCGACGCCUUCCUCAACGUGUUUCAGGCACGUGGGCUGCGACCUGAGGUGAUCUGUCCAUGUGCCAGCUCUUCAGAAGCCAUGACUGUCGCCAUCCGCAGACCUCCAGAAAUGGGAGUUCCUCCUCCAGGGAAGGCGGUGCUGUCUAUGGGGGGGCUGAGCCACAGUGUGAUCCGAGUGGACACAGAGGAGAAGCUCUCCGUCCUUACAGUGCAGGAUGUGGGACAGGUCAUGCCUGGAGCUCUGGUUUGUGUGGUGCGGGUGGAGGGGACUCCCUACAUCUGUCAGACAGACGAGGUUGGAGAGAUCUGCGUAAGCUCAGGCUGCACGGGCGUAGCUUACUACGGCCUCCCGGGCAUGACCAAGAACCUCUUUGAGACCAUCCCAGUGACAUCAUCUGGAAUUCCCUUCAGCGACCGACCGUUUACCAGGACGUCACUGCUGGGCUUUGUGGGGCCAGACAGCCUUGUGUUUGUCGUGGGGAAGAUGGAUGGGCUGAUGGUGGUCAGUGGGCGGAGACACAAUGCCGAUGAUGUGGUUGCCACAGCACUGGCAGUGGAGCCCAUGAAGUUUGUGUACAGGGGGAGGAUAGCAGUGUUUUCUGUGUCGGUGCUGCAUGACGAGAGGAUCGUUGUUGUGGCAGAGCAGAGACCAGACGCCUCGGAGGAAGACAGCUUCCAGUGGAUGAGCCGCAUCCUUCAGGCCAUAGACAGCAUCCACCAGGUCGGGGUGUACUGCCUGGCUCUGGUGCCUGCCAACACGCUUCCUAAGGCUCCUCUGGGCGGCAUCCAUAUAUCUGAGACCAAACAGCGCUUCCUGGAGGGCGCCUUGCACCCCUGCAACGUCCUCAUGUGCCCGCACACAUGCGUCACCAACCUGCCCAAGCCCAGACAAAAACAGCCAGAGGUCGGUCCUGCUUCUAUGAUAGUGGGCAACCUGGUGGCGGGCAAGAGGAUAGCACAGGCCUGUGGGAGAGAUGUGACCCAACUCGAGGACAAUGACCAGGCACGUAAGUUCCUGUACAUACAGGAUGUGCUGCAAUGGAGAGCUCAGGCCACUCCAGACCAUCCUUUGUUCCUGGUUCUCAACGCUAAGGGCACGGUGGCGAGCACAGCUUCCUGUUUGCAGCUGCACAAGCGGGCAGAGCGGGUGGCUGCAGCCCUGAUGGGACGCCUCAACACUGGAGACCACGUCGCCCUCGUCUACCCACCAGGAAUCGAGCUGAUUGCCACUUUCUACGGCUGCCUGUACGCCGGCUGUGUGCCAGUCACUGUCAGACCCCCCCAUCCCCAGAACCUGGCGACCACGCUGCCCACCGUCAAGAUGAUUGUUGAGGUCAGUAAGUCGGUGUGUAUCCUGACCACUCAAGCAAUAAUGAAGCUGCUUAAAUCCAAGGAGGCUGCUGCUGCUGUGGAUGUCAAGAGCUGGCCCAUGGUGCUGGACACGGAUGACCUCCCCAGGAAGAAGAGUCCCCAAAUGUACAAGCCCCCGACCCCGGAGAUGUUGGCUUACCUGGAUUUCAGUGUGUCCACAACAGGCAUUUUAGCGGGGGUCAAAAUGUCUCACUCUGCCACCAGUGCCUUGUGUCGCUCCAUCAAACUGCAGUGUGAGCUCUACCCGUCCCGGCAGAUCGCCAUCUGUCUGGACCCCUACUGCGGCCUGGGCUUCGCUCUCUGGUGCCUGUGCAGUGUGUACUCGGGCCACCAGUCCAUCCUGGUCCCCCCUCUGGAGCUGGAGAGCAACGCGUCUCUGUGGCUUGCGGCCGUCAGCCAGUACAAAGUGCGCGUCACCUUCUGCUCGUAUUCAGUCAUGGAGAUGUGCACCAAGGGCCUGGGUUCACAGACCGAAGCACUGCGGUUGCGAAACGUGAACCUGUCCUGCGUGCGUACGUGCAUGGUGGUAGCCGAGGAGAGGCCCCGCAUAGCGCUCACGCAGUCCUUCUCAAAGAUCUUCAAGGACUUGGGGCUCUCGCCGCGCGCCGUCAGCACCACCUUCGGCUGCAGGGUGAACGUGGCUAUCUGUUUGCAGCCCAACAGGUUAGGGAAACUGGCUGAGCAGGGCACCGCCGGGCCAGACCCCACGACGGUUUAUGUUGACAUGCGAGCUCUACGGCAUGACAGGGUUCGCUUGGUAGAGAGAGGGUCGCCACACAGCUUGCCACUGAUGGAGUCUGGGAAGAUCCUCCCAGGAGUGAAGGUGAUCAUUGCCAACACAGAGACUAAAGGACCCUUGGGAGACUCCCAUCUGGGAGAGAUCUGGGUGAGCAGUCCCCACAACGCCACAGGCUACUACACAGUCUACGGUGAGGAGGCGCUGCACGCUGACCACUUCAACACCAAGCUCAGCUUUGGCGACACCCAGACUGUCUGGGCGAGGACGGGCUACCUGGGCUUCCUGCGGCGCACGGAGCUGACGGAUGCCAGUGGAGAGCGCCAUGAUGCUCUCUAUGUGGUGGGCUCUCUCGAUGAGACCCUGGAGCUGAGGGGAAUGAGGUAUCACCCGAUUGACAUCGAGACCUCCGUUAUCCGUUCUCACAAGAGCAUCGCUGAAUGUGCGGUCUUCACCUGGACCAACCUCCUCGUGGUGGUUGUGGAGCUUGAGGGAUCGGAGCAGGAGGCCCUGGACCUGGUGGCCCUGGUCACCAACGUUGUCCUGGAGGAGCACUACCUCAUCGUAGGAGUGGUGGUGGUGGUGGACCCCGGCGUCAUCCCCAUCAACUCCAGAGGGGAGAAGCAGCGUAUGCACCUGAGAGACGGGUUCCUGGCCGACCAGCUGGACCCCAUAUAUGUGGCUUACAACAUGUGAGGGCCCUGCUGCAGGAGGGCCACCCCUCCACGUGAAGAAGAAGCAGGGCAGUAAAUGUGGGGCACAUAAUGGUAGCAGGCCCGGGGUCCGUAUGGCUCCCGCUGAAAGAAUCACGCUCUUCUUCCUCUCUCUCAGAGAGGAACUAUGAAAGAAACAUGGAUGCAAAACUUCACAGCCAGAUGGAAAGACAUUGCAAGAGGAGUAAGAUUGACACAAACAGUGUGUUGUUUUUUUAAAUCCCGGUGAUUUCCAGCCGCACCGGCUGUUGGAGCGUUGUGUGUGUAUGUUCGUACGUGUGACAGCGCGUCUGACUCCUCAAACCCGGGACUCUCACUAGCAGCGCAGCAGGUGGCGACGGGAUGAGAUGUGUCUGCGAUGCACUUGUGCCAUAGAACAGGACCGACACCAGUCCGCUCACCCUGGUUCAAACUGGUUUGAACAGGUUUCAUGUUCACGGAGCCUCCUGUGCCAUUGCAGGUCGUAUGCUUUCCAGAGACAAAUUCUAUCCCACGUACAUUACAUAGUCAUUUCCUCUGUGGGAGCAGCUCCUUGGAUUACAGCUGCACCCUCAAGGGAUAACAUGAUAUUUGAGUUCAGGCUCAGUCAGAUUGGCGUUGCAUCAACAAAGAGUCGCACAGCUGGGCAGUGGGAGGGGCGGCGGGCGUUACGCGUUACUCAUCCCAGCAAAGGUGACUUCAGUUUGUGGCGUCGGUAACGGAAGGUGUAGAAUAAUGUUGUGGUUUGACUUUCUAAAUCUAAAAUGUGUCAUAUAGUUAUUGUUUUAUCUGAACAAAAUGCAAUAUGAGUGACGCGAGAGAUGAAUUUUGAAUGACUGCAGACAAUAAGUGCCGAUCGUUUGAAGUCUUGAGAUGGCGAGGAAUAUAAUCGUUGCGAACUAUAAGCAACCUGCCAAAUGAUAUGAAUUAAGCCUUCAGUGUUUUUCAGACGCCUGAUCCUAUUCCAGCUCCUGUCGAACUUUCAUUUAGUGAAGUUUAUUAGCUGUUGGAUAGGAAGGGCAAAUGCAGAGGGAGGUUAGGUAAGAGUAAUGCUGCUCUUAUUGUGCCCAAAGUCUUUCAUCUUUUUGGCGAAGAUGAGUAAACUUGAUCAUAACAUCAGCCAUGACAAACACACUGACUCCAUAAAUAUGUGUCAUAGUGUCCGUCCCUGUUUAAAGUGCUUCAUAGCAAAAGCCUGGAAUGAAUUGCAGUUGGUAUGUUUGAUGCAGAAUGUGGAGGGCCAUACGGUCGAAUGAGAGAUGAAGUGUUGUGAGUUCCUCUUAACAUAUGAAGGCAGGUCUCUAAUAUGCUAGUAACACCUUGACUUCUCACCUUACCCCAUUGACUCAGCAAAGUUUCACGUCACUGUGUGUCGCUUCUAUUUUCUACGUGCACAUCCCGUCAGAAACGGGCUCCGGCCGCUGUAAGUAUGUACAGGUUUUAUGUAAAUUAUUAAUGGGUGGAGGAGACGACGGGAAGCACAACACAAAGACUGAAUCUGGUAUUUAUGUGACCUUCUCCCUCAGACAAAAACAUAUUUUAAACGUAUCCUCGUGUAUGGACAGAGGGAAGAGACAUGAAAGGCCUUGGAAACAUUUUUGUAGUCGGAGAGAACAGUGGGAACUUUGGACUUCCGCGAGGAGGCGAAGCACAAGGAGACGCCAGUUGUGCCGAGUCGUCACAUCCUCCAGAGCAAACGUUUGUUGUUAACAUAUGAAAAGAAAUAUUUGUCUGAUAUAUGGUUGGUUGUCAUUAUUUUCAUAACAUGAUUUCUUAAUGAAUAAAAAAAAGUGCUUUUAACUUGAAA